UGUGAAUGCUGACAGGAUGAGCAGUCUAGCACUGAGUGCAGCAUGUCUCUCAUUCUGUGGACAGAUGGAAGGACUUGGACUCGACUAAAUGAGACCCUAAUGUUGACGGAAUAAUGCUUGGUUCAUUCUUUAAAGUCCAAUAAGAUAAGAUUGAUUUGUGGAUCUGGUGUAUUGGCGGAACAUGAGGAGGACCGGUGUGGUGUUCACGGGGCUGGUGAUCGCUCUGGCCAGCGUGUUCCAGCUUAGUGCCAUCACGGUGCUCUCACACGUCUGUCUUGGUGUCAUGAGUGUCACCUUCUUCCUCCGCCUCUACUAUAAACUGCUGGAGAUGCUGCGCUGGAACCCUGGUGUGCACCCCUUCCAGUCUUACCUGGAUAAUGACAGCUCUUUGACAGAAAAGGAGACAGUGAUGCUGGUGGAGGAGUUGGUGCUGCUGAUUGCAUUCGCCAUCACAGAGAUCAAACGCCUGCUUUUCAUCGAGAGCGUUAUCGACUCAAUUAAGUUUGUUGUACUCCUGUAUCUGUUGACCUAUGUUGGCGUCCUUACCAGUGGACUGACUUUGGUGAUAACAGCUGUAAUUGCAGCUUUCUCCAUUCCUCUUCUGUACAAAAAGCAGAAGUUGCGGAUAAGGAGGAUGGUAAGAGGGGUCAAAGCUUUUGUUAAAAGAAUCAAAAACAUGUUCCUUGGUCUGAUAGAAUCAGUAAGACCUUCCUCUGCCCCUGAACCCGCUGCUAAACCUGCACCAGUAGCUGCACCAGCACCACCAGCUGCUGCACCUGCCACAAAACAGAAAGCCAAGUCCAAGUAACUUGUUUGCACCUUAAAGCACCCAUAAAUUUGGGAUUUGGAAAAUGUUUCGAAUGGUUCAUCCUUUGUGGGGCCGCUGGAGGGGCCACUCAUUUCCAUUUCUCCACCAUGAUGUUUGUUUACGGGAGCACAGUUUAAUGUUUCCUGACAGCUGAAACAAAGCUGCCAUUCACCCCAGAAGAGAGAGUGAGAGUGGAGUGAGAGUGUAUGAGCUGAAGAAUUGUAUCUACUGACAUGCUUUCUAUGGGCUGUGUUUCAUGAAACCAGUCACACCGCCGUGUACUCCAAACAGGGACAGCACAGAAUAACAAUGUUUUUUUUCUUUAAUAACAGGUCUAUUUUUAAAUAACUGGUGAGCACUGUGUUCCUGUUAAGCUGCAAAAUUAUUCAUAACCAUGCAGGGAAGCGUUAUUUCUUUCAUUAUUUAGCACUAAGCAUUUUAAGCUGGAUACAAUCAAACUGACAUCAACAUCACCUGCAAUUAUGAACAGUAACUGUUUUGGGCUUGUUAUGUUACUUAACUAAAAUAAGUAUUAGCAAAAGCUUUCUAAGCAGCAACUACUCAGAAAUAUAAUAAGACUUAUAUGACAAAUAAGACUCUGCUGAUAAUGCUAAUUAGAUUUAAAAAGGUACAAACAGUGACUUCCUGUCGCGUUUAGCGAAGUAAGGCUACAGCGGGAUACAAAAUGUCCAAACAAACUUAGACGUCCUGAAGUAGCUAAAACGGUUUCUUUUGUUUGUGAUACGAAAAUACACUGAGAAUACAAUAAGAGUAGCAGCUUUCAGCACUUAUACUGUUUGUCAAACAUGCAUAAACAGACGCGUUUUGAGUUGUUAAAAAAAAAAAAAUAGCUAGCUAACUUGCAAUUAGCUGACAGGGAGCUCGCCUAGCAUUCAAUUGGAGUCCUGUGUUUGGACGACUGACUAAGUGUUUGUCAAAUGUUCUCUCGUUUCACACGUUUUCCACUGUUUUCUUUUGUGACCAAGGACUUCUUAGGGACAUAUCACUCUCUUUAUCUGCUAAAUUCUCACUUUCUGCUCACAAGUUAGUUGCCAACUGUGUCUUUCUGCUGUUCUGUGCUGAACAGGUAGUGUGGAGUUAGAUUUUUUAAAGUUUUAGCUGAAAAUAAUGUUUACUGCAUCUGAAAAUAACGCUUUCGAGUGCUGAGAGUAAAACACAGAGAAGUGUUGGUUAAGUACUCUUUUAACAAAAAGUAGUCCUAAUCUGUUGUCAAUGCAAAAACAUUGAUUAUAGCUGAUUAAAUCUCGUCUGGAGUUAUCUCUUCUCAAGUUGUGUUUCAAAACGUUAACGCAACAAUGGGUAGUUUAUUGUUACAUUUACAUGAGUUUGUAUUCCUCGUUCAUUUGAGCCUAAAUCUUUACUUACCGCAAAGUUAAGACUUAUGCAGGGGUGGCCUGAAGUGUGAUGUGUGCACAAACUUGCACAAAUAAAUAUCAAUUAUUAACCCUUUUUAACUUCACCAACCAUAUCUACUUUUAUAACACGAGCUAACGGCAACAUUAGCUUACGUCACAAUUUAAGUAGGCUACUUAAAAAAGUGCAUGCAAACUCCUGCACUGUCUAACUUGCAAUAUUUUGGUCCUGACACAUUGUCGGUUAAUUUAUGCAAGUAAAACAAUGUUCAUUACUUUCCAAUGCACAUUGUUUUAUGAAAAAGAUGUGCACAUUUUUUUUGGUACAAUUUAAAGUACAAAAAAAAAGAAUGCUGAAGCGAUAUGUAAAAAAAAAAAAAACAGCCUUUACAAAAGAAACCUUAUAGUUGGCUUUAACAUAGUGUAAAUCCUGCCUCUGACAGGGCAAAUAACCAAUCCCAGUUUUGGAUUUGGGAAGUGGCACAUGGGCUGCCCAAUCAAGUUUCUGGGGGGGGGGGCAGUCACCCCUCUGGUAACGCCCCUGGCUACACUGUCUUGGUUGCAUAACUGUGUGAACCAGUCCAACAAUAAUCUGUCUUUAGAGGACAAUAAAGUAGAUAAAAUGACAAUCUUUUAUUGCCAAUUGUAAGAAA
This is a messenger RNA of Labrus mixtus (cuckoo wrasse), 2834 nucleotides long. It is a transcript of the gene rtn2b, whose product is annotated as reticulon 2b. Bases 182 to 808 code for a protein of 208 amino acids. The record is from RefSeq and is a predicted model, not a curated record. NCBI's taxonomy places the organism in Eukaryota, Metazoa, Chordata, Actinopteri, Labriformes, Labridae. The transcript is spliced from 7 exons.